AUGGCUGUGAUGUUUGCUGGUUCUCGUUCCUCAUCUGAAACUACAAGAGGAGUUCUUUAUGAAUUUAAGGCUGGUAGGUCUUUUCUUGAACCUGGAAGCAGUGAUAAUACGAAAAAAGUUGUUGCUGAGAAGACAAAAGGUCUUAUUAUUAUCAAAAGAUCCUCUGAUCAAUUGACUCAUUUUUGUUGGAAGAAUCGUGAAUGCAAUACUGUUGUAGAUGAUUUCAUAAUAUUUCCAGGAGAUACAGAAUUUAAAGAAAUUGUUGAGUGCCCUGAUGGCCGUGUUUUUAUGUUGAAAUUUAAGUCUAACAAUGACAGAAGACUGUAUUGGCUUCAAGAAGCUGAUAAAUCUAAAGGUGAUGAAAUUGUCGAAAAGGUUAAGGAGUUACUUGAUAGUCCUCAACCCGAGCGUUCUGUUGGAGGAGGAAAGUCUGGUGGAGGGGGUCCACGUGAUUCUAGUUUAAAUAUUCGAAGUUUUGGUGAUUCAAAAGGUGAUGGUACUGAAUUACUAGGAGCUUUGGAUCAGAAUCAAUUAAUGCAACUUUUAACUUUAAUGAAUGGUGGAGCAACUGGUAAUGAUAGUGGUUCGAUUAACGGUAGCGGGUUAGAAGCAUUUGUUUCAACCGAUUCUGGAUCAUCACGUAAAAGUGGUUCUCAAACAAUUUCUUCGAAGAAUCAACCAGAUUUGUCCAAUGUAAUUACUUCAUCUAAUGUUAUUGAAACUGCAAAAGCAAAUGCUGAUAAAUUAACACCACUUCUACCUAAUGAACCACCUGUAAAACAAGAUAUUGAAGAGUUGAAAACCUCUUUAGCGUGCCCAUCUUUUAAAGAUGCUGUUGUAACAGUUGGACAUGCAAUUAAAACAGGACAAGCUGGACCAAUACUCGAACAGUUUGGCUUUUCAAAAGAGGGUAUUGAUGAGGCAAAUAAGGGAAAUCUUAUUGGUUUUGCUAAAUCACUAUCAAAAGAAUCUCCUGAUAGCAAAGUAAGUGAAAGUAAUGUAGACUCUACAAUUUCUGUUAGCGAAGAUUCAUCGAAAAAUGAAGAACAAGAAACAGUAAAAGAGCCAGAACCUAAAAAAAAUAAACCUGACAUUGAUAAUAUGGAUAUUGAUUAA
Messenger RNA from Strongyloides ratti, 1116 nucleotides. RefSeq names its product Proteasomal ubiquitin receptor ADRM1. Gene Ontology annotation, biological process: ubiquitin-dependent protein catabolic process. The record is from RefSeq and is a predicted model, not a curated record. The coding region runs from base 1 to 1116 and encodes 371 amino acids. Gene Ontology annotation, molecular function: ubiquitin binding; proteasome binding; endopeptidase activator activity. Lineage: Eukaryota; Metazoa; Nematoda; Chromadorea; Rhabditida; Strongyloididae. Gene Ontology annotation, cellular component: cytoplasm; nucleus; proteasome regulatory particle, lid subcomplex. The transcript is spliced from 2 exons.